AUGGCCGCACUCACCGCUACGAGGCUGGCGGGCCUGCGGGCAGCGCCCCAGAGCACCGCCCCCUCCCAUGUGAGCCUGGCCGGUGUGGCUGCCAGCCUGGGCGCCGUGGCCGGCGCCGCGCGCGCUGACGAGGCAGCCGUCGAUGCGGCUGCUGCCGAGGCGGCAGUCACUUCGGCGGUGCAGGCCGCCGAGGCAGCUGUGGAGCAGGUGGCAGAGGCUGUGAAGGACGCUCCCAACUCCACGCUGGCCGAGGCGGUAGCAGAGGCCACCGCCGCGCUCAAGGAUGCAGAGGCGGCGGUGACCGCGGCGUCCGCCCCAGACGGCGCCGUGGCGGCGGCCGUUUCCGAGGCGGCGGUGGCGAUGAAGGAGGCGUCUGCGGCUGCAGCCAGCGCCGGCGCAGACGUCGACAUCCUGGCAGCGCUGGCGGCGGCCACCGCGGCGGUGCAGGAGGCCACGGUGACGGCGCUGGAGUCGUCGGGCGUGGAUGCGGCCGCGGUGGCGGCGACCGCCGCGGCCGGCGCGGCCACCGCCACCUCCUUUGCGCAGACCGCCUACGCCUUCCUCACCACCACCGAGCCCUCGGUGCUGGCCGAGGAUGCGCUGGCAGCGAUCGUGGUGGCCUACCUCACGCCCCCGCUGGCCAAGGCAGGCCUGAACGCGGCGCGCGGAUACUCGGGCGACGUGCUGCCCACCUCCGCCCUGGACUGCCUGGCCUCCGACGGCAGCAGCAUGCUGGUGGACAUCCGGGCGGCGGCAGACAAGGAGAAGAACGGCGUGCCAGACCUUCCGGACAAUGACAAGCUGGUGGAGCUGGAGUAUGUGAGCCUGGAGGGGGCGGAUGACGACCUGCGCAACCCCAUGGGCGUCUGCGCUGAGUCCACCGCGGUGCAGAUUGCGGCGCUCAAGAGGCUCAACCGCGGCGCUGUGCUGUACCUCAUGGACGAAGCGGGCUCCGGCCCCGCCAAAGCAGUUGCCAAGCAGCUGCGCGCCCGCGGCUUCAGCAAGGUGUAUGUGAUCUCCGGUGGCGCCGCCUCCUGGACCUCCUCCAAGCUCAGCACGCGGCGGUGGAAGUCGCCCUCGGCGCUGCUGCCGCCGGGCAGCCAGUCCAAGGUGGUGGAGUCCAAGGCUUCCGUCAUGGCCUGA
Molecule: messenger RNA, 1143 nt
Organism: Chlorella variabilis
Lineage: Eukaryota; Viridiplantae; Chlorophyta; Trebouxiophyceae; Chlorellales; Chlorellaceae
Exons: 6
Coding region: 1-1143 (380 amino acids)
Biological process (GO): de-etiolation; cellular response to calcium ion; regulation of stomatal closure
Source: RefSeq, a predicted model, not a curated record